AUGAGGCGAGCUGUGGCUCUUUGGCUGUUGAUGCUCGCGACUCUGCUGCGAGUGUCGGUGCAGGGUCCUCACCAGCGCUUUCUGCUCCGGGAGCUGCUCAGAGACUACAACCCCAUGGAGAGGCCGGUGGCCAACGACUCCCAGCCUCUGACCGUCCAGUUCUCCUUCACCCUGAUGCAGGUCAUGGACGUGGAUGAGAAGAACCAGAUCCUGACCACCAACGCCUGGCUGCAGAUGCAGUGGUACGACCACUACCUCCAGUGGAACCAGUCCGAGUAUCCCGGAGUCAAGAACCUGCGUUUCACUCCCGACCAGGUCUGGACUCCUGACAUAUUGCUUUACAACAGCGCUCACGAUAAGUUCGACGCCACCUUCAAGACCAACGUCCUGGUCAACUCCAGCGGCUUCUGUGAGUAUCUGCCUCCAGGGAUAUUUGUCAGCACUUGCAGCGUGGACGUGCGGUGGUUUCCGUUUGACAUUCAGCGCUGCGAGCUGAAGUUCGGCUCGUGGACGUUUGACGGCUGGCUGCUGGACAUCCAGAUGAAGGAGGCAGACGUGUCGGGGUACAUGCCCAACGGAGAGUGGGACCUGCUGGAGGUCCCUGGAGGUCGACACGAGGUCUUCUACGACUGCUGUGCCGAGCCUUAUCCCGACAUUACGUUUGUGGUGACGCUUCGAAGGCGAACGCUGUUCUACGCUCUGAACCUGCUCAUCCCCUGUGUGCUGCUGUCCUCCAUGACCCUGGUGGUCUUCCUGCUUCCCGCCAACUCCGGGGAGAAAAUCAGCCUGGGCAUCACCGUUCUGCUUUCUCUGACUGUCUUCAUGCUGAUGGUUGCAGAGAUUAUGCCCGCCACUUCAGAUUCGGUGCCUCUGAUUGGACAGUACUUUGCCAGCACGAUGGUGAUUGUGGGGAUGUCGGUGGUGGCUACGGUCAUCGUCCUCCAGUUCCACCACCACAACCCCAACAGUGGACACAUGCCGCGAUGGGUGCACUUGGUUCUGCUACAGUGGGUUCCUUGGUUCCUGCGCAUGAAGCGUCCGGGCGAAGGAGCUGAGCCGACUCUCUCCAACAGCCAGGUGGACUCUCAGAGCAAGACCCUGUCCUCUCCCACCACCACCACCACCACCACCGCCACCAUCCCCACCCCGGCGCCCUCCAUCCUGCCCCAGGGCCUCGGCUCCCUGCAGGCCAGCCUGGUGCAGCUCAACCACCCUCUGGCGCACAUGUUGCCCCACCGGCCCAACGCCCAGGCCGUCAUCCUCCCGAACGCCGGCCACAGAGACCCCAGCCCCAAUCCUCACCCCCAGCCCAACGGUCACCUGCCUUACAUGGGCUUCCAGACCUUCCAGACCACUGCAGAACUGGAACCAGUGCAGAGGUGCAGAGCCACCAGUCACGGGAGGAGUAACAGUGGACUAGUUGGAGGUGAAGGCGAGGUAGCGGCAGCAGCAGGAGGUCCAGUCGGAGAUACACCAAUGCACCACCACCACCUCCCGUCUUCAAAGUUUGGGAGCCCACCGCCGGAGCCUCCAGUGUGCCCGGACCCCGACCCAUCAACGUCCGGACCCUGCGGCUCGGAGGUCGGGGUCGGGAGAUCGGCCGCCGUGUGUUCCCACAGUGGGACGAUCCGAUCGGUGGCGGUGGACAACCAGCUGCAGGCUCUUCUGGCCGAGGUCCAGUAUCUAGUCGAGCGAGUUCGUGAGCAGGACCGGCAGCUGAGUCUGGCUGAGCAGUGGCAGUUCGCCGCGGCCGUCAUCGACCGCCUCUGCCUGGUGGGAUUCAGCGUUUUCAACAUCAUCUGCACCAUCGCGAUCCUCAUGGCUGCACCCAACUUUGGAGAAGCGCUGUCAAAAGACUUCCUCUGA
Messenger RNA from Stegastes partitus (bicolor damselfish), 1866 nucleotides. RefSeq names its product neuronal acetylcholine receptor subunit alpha-7-like. Bases 1 to 1866 code for a protein of 621 amino acids. The record is from RefSeq and is a predicted model, not a curated record. Gene Ontology annotation, cellular component: postsynaptic membrane. Gene Ontology annotation, biological process: monoatomic ion transmembrane transport. NCBI's taxonomy places the organism in Eukaryota, Metazoa, Chordata, Actinopteri, Pomacentridae. Gene Ontology annotation, molecular function: transmembrane signaling receptor activity; acetylcholine-gated monoatomic cation-selective channel activity. The transcript is spliced from 10 exons.